Messenger RNA from Dufourea novaeangliae, 1555 nucleotides. RefSeq names its product synaptic vesicle 2-related protein. Gene Ontology annotation, biological process: transmembrane transport. The record is from RefSeq and is a predicted model, not a curated record. NCBI's taxonomy places the organism in Eukaryota, Metazoa, Arthropoda, Insecta, Hymenoptera, Halictidae. The coding region runs from base 2 to 1555 and encodes 517 amino acids. The transcript has 7 exons. Gene Ontology annotation, molecular function: transmembrane transporter activity.
CAUGUCGUCUGAUCAGUGUCAAAAAUCUAACGAACCGUAUCGUGAAUUAGAGUUACGUAGUUCCGAAUUAAAUGUUUAUCCAGGCAAUAUUUCAAGAUGUAGCAGAAAUUUAGGAAACAAUGUCGAACGUUCUAUGGAAUUGUCUUCUGUCGUAGUAAUUCCAGAUGAUACGUUUACAGUAAUCCAAGCUAUCAAUGCAUUAGGAUUUGGAAAAUUUCAAGUUAAAUUAUCCUUAUUUACGGGUCUUUGUUGGAUGGUAGACAGUAUGGAAAUAACAAUAUUAAGUAUUUUAAGUCCAUCUUUGCAUUGCGACUGGGGUAUCACUAGAUAUCAACAAGCUUUGGCAACCACGGUUGUCUUUCUAGGUAUGAUGCUGAGUUCUACAUUCUGGAGUAAUUUGAGCGACAGAUAUGGUAGUAAGCAAUCCCUAACGCUAUGUGCAAUUUUAUUAUUUUACUAUGCUUUCUUGAGUUCUUUCGCACCAAAUUUCCUAUGGAUUUUGUUACUUAGAGGAUUAGUUGGCUUUGCUAUUGGGUGUGUACCGCAAUCAGUAACGCUGUAUGCAGAGUUUCUUCCAGCAAAACAAAGAGCAAAAUGUGUUAUUUUAUUGGAUUGCUUUUGGGCACUUGGUGCUUGCUUCGAGGUCGCAAUAGCAUUGGCAAUAAUGCCAAACUUUGGUUGGAGGUGGCUCCUUAUUCUGUCAACAAUACCGCUUCUUGUAUUUGCUAUUAUCACUCCAUGGUUACCAGAGUCCAUGAUAUUUGAUCUGUCAAUGGGAAGGAUGGAUAAAGCUGUUUCCACGUUAGAACGAGUAGCAAGAGAAAAUAAAAAACCCUUGCCUCCAGGAAGAUUAGUUAUGGAUCGUUUUUAUCAAGUGAAUCGUGGUAAAUUGAAAGAUAUACUAAACAAAGAAAUGUGCAGAACAUCUACUUUACUUUGGCUUGUAUGGAUGAGCACAGCAUUCUGUUAUUAUGGUGUAGUACUAAUGACAACAGAACUGUUUCAUACAUCAUCGGAGCAAUGUAGCUCGUGGGAAAAUAAAAAAGAAGAUACAUGUCAAUUAGAUUGUCGCUUAGAACGUAGCGAUUACAUUGAUCUUCUUUGGACAACACUAGCGGAAUUUCCGGGAAUUUUUUCCACAAUUUUCGCGAUCGAAAAAAUUGGCAGACGAAAAACAAUGGCUUUUCAACUAGUAAUGUUUGCCAUGCUAAUCUGUUUGUUAGGUAGAGCCUGCUUGUUGAACAGAAUAGCUUUGACGCUCGCAAUUUUUCUAGCCAGAGGCCUAAUUGCUGGUGUCUUUCAAGCAGCUUAUGUAUAUACACCGGAAGUAUAUCCAACACAUUUGCGUAGUAUUGGAGUUAGUACUUGUAGUGCCAUGGCUAGAAUUGGUGCGAUGAUCACGCCAUACAUAGCACAAGUAUUUCUCCAAUGGUCUAUAACUGGAGCAAUGACGGUAUACGCUGUGACAGCAUUAUGUGCUGCUGCAGCUACACUCGCUUUACCUGUCGAAACAAAAAGUCAUUCUUCGAACGAUUCGUCUCAGGAAACAAGAUGA